This is a messenger RNA of Aureobasidium namibiae CBS 147.97, 963 nucleotides long. Its product is annotated as homocysteine S-methyltransferase. The transcript has a single exon. Gene Ontology annotation, molecular function: zinc ion binding; S-adenosylmethionine-homocysteine S-methyltransferase activity. The record is from RefSeq and is a predicted model, not a curated record. The coding region runs from base 1 to 963 and encodes 320 amino acids. Gene Ontology annotation, biological process: S-methylmethionine cycle. NCBI's taxonomy places the organism in Eukaryota, Fungi, Ascomycota, Dothideomycetes, Dothideales, Saccotheciaceae.
AUGGAUCCAGUAGCACAGUCACUCAAGGAUGCGCCUGCCUUGAUUCUCGACGGGGCCAUGGCCACAGAGCUGGAAGCUCGUGGACUUGAUCUUAGCUCAAAGUUGUGGUCUGCUAAAGCUCUGGAAGAGACACCCGAGGCUAUCUACGGCGUACAUCUUGAGUACUUCCAAGCUGGUGCUGAUGUUGCCAUCACUGCAAGCUACCAAGCAACCCCUCUUGGUCUAUCUCAACACCUAGGCAUGAGCCUUGAGCAGUCUCAGAAACUCAUACGUCAAAGCGUAGAGCUUGCUCAACAAGCUCGUGACACUGUCCUCCAGGAGGAGCACCAGAAGAAACCCUCCGCUCAGCCAAGGAAGCUUCUGAUUGCAGGAAGUGUCGGGCCUUACGGUGCUUUCCUCGCCAAUGGAAGUGAAUACAGAGGCGACUACCACCUGUCAGAUGACGAGUUCAAAGACUUCCACCGACCUCGCAUUGAAGCUCUGGUGGCAGCCAAUGUAGACAUUCUGGCUUUGGAGACUAUUCCAUCCCUGCCGGAAAUUAAGGCUCUGAUCAAACUGCUCGAGACCGACUUCCCAAACACACCCGCCUGGCUGGGUGUCACACUGAGGGAGUCGGACGCAUCUCUCCUGAGUGACGGCUCGUCAAUGGCUGAGGUAGUCAAGCUGGUCAAUGCUUGUAAACAAAUGGUCUCUGUCGGCGUCAACUGUAUUCCCGAGCAGAAUGUAGCCGCAGCAUUGGAUUAUCUUAAGCCUCUGACCGACAAGCCUCUGAUUGUGUACCCGAACUCUGGCGAGACAUGGAACGCCGAAGCCCGGAUGUGGAAUGGUCCACGCGUGGAGGGCAAGGAGCAUGCUGAGCUGGUUCGAGAAUGGUUCUCCAAGGGCGCGAGAGUGAUUGGAGGGUGCUGCCGCACCGGCCCCAAGGACAUCCAGAACACCCGCGAUACCAUCGCGUCUCUAUAA